AUGAAAUUUAGUAUUUUUUCUGUUGUAAUUUGUUUUGUUAUUUUAGCUUAUUCAGCUAGCUUAAAUAGCCAAAAGGAAAAAAAGAAAAAAAGCGAUAUACAUAUCGAAAGCAAUAAAAUUGAUAAAAAUAUAAAAAAAUUCGACUAUGGUACAUUGAAGAAAAAAUUUCACUUAAACGAUAAGGAUGAUAAUAUAAAGGAUGUUAAGAAAUAUAACGAAAUAGAAGAAAAUGAAAAAAAUAAGAAACCUGAAGGAAUAUCAUUAAGCUUGAAAAAAACAAAUUCUCUUGAAGAAACAUUACAACAAAUAAAUAAUGAAUAUAAUAAAUGUAUUGAUAUGAUUGAAAAAGAGAUUCAGGAUAAUGUAGAUAACAAAGAAAGUUUAAAAGUAAAAAGCGAAUUAGAAAAAUUAUGCGUAAUAAAAAAAGAAAAAGAUGAAAAAGAAGAAUAUGAGAAAUAUAAACAGAUGAAAGAAAAAUCUAUGCAAAUGAAUAUGGAUAUUGAAAAAGAAGAAAGAAAAAAAAUAAAUGAUGAAAUAAAAUCUCAAUUAGGUAUAUCUAGUAAAAUAGAAGUAUCAAAUGAAGUUUUAAAUGAAUCAUUGUCUGAAAUAAAAAAUUGCAUAAGAAAUUAUAGAGAAAAAUGUCCGCUUAACUGGAAAAUAAAUGAAGAUAAUAAAGAAUAUUGUAUGGCACCUGAAUCAUAUAAAGGACCAUGUGAAAAAAAAUUAAUAACUAAUUUAGAUAUAAGUGAGAAAAUUAAAAUAGAAAAAAAAUGUUAUAUAUUUUGGCCAUGUGAAAAUAAUUGUAUACAAGAUUUCGAAAUAUCUAUAUGUCCUUUAGAAUGGACAAUGAAAAAUGAAGAAUAUUGUAUAUCCCCUGAAAAUUAUGUAGGGAAUUGUUUGAAUAAAAUUAAUUUCAUAAAUAUGACAAAUAAAGAAAAAGCUAUUUAUUCUAAUUUAUGUGAUGUGAGAUGGCCAUGUAAAAAAAAAUGUGAACAUGAUUAUUCUGUUCUUUGUCCAUAUGAAUGGAUUGAAGGACAUGAUGGAUAUUGUUUUCCUACACGUAAUUAUAAAGGAAAUUGUAAAAAUAAAAUAUAUUUAAAACAUUUAGAUAAAAUAAUGAAGCAGACAUAUGAACAGAAAUGUCAAUUCAGUUAUCCUUGUAUUAAUUCUUGUGAAAAAAAUUAUGAUGAUUUAUGUCCUAACUUAUGGAUAUCAAUAAAUGGAAAUGAAUGUGCUCCAUCUGAAUAUUAUAAUGGAAGUUGUAAAGAAAAUUAUAUUUUUAAAAAAAAAAAUGUUGAAGAAAAGAAAAUGUUUGAAAAGAUAUGUGAAGUAUCUUAUCCAUGUUUCAAAAAAUGUAAAAGAAAUUAUUCAUACAGUUGUCCUAUUGGAUGGAAAGAAACUUUAUCUUUUUGCUUAGCGCCUAAUUCAUAUAAAUUCAAUUGCAAGAAAUUAAUAAAAAAUGAUAUGAACGAAAAGGAAAAAAAAGAAAUCAGUAAAAAGUGUCACAUUUUUUGGCCUUGUGAAAAUUAUGAAAUACUUUUAAAAAAAUUAAUUUAUAAUAAUAUGACAGAGAAAGAUUAUUUAUCGAUAGUUAAUGGGCCUGUUGAUAAUACAACAGGUAAAGUCAUAUAUAUUUAA
This is a messenger RNA of Plasmodium adleri (nom. inval.), 1638 nucleotides long. RefSeq names its product CPW-WPC family protein. The coding region runs from base 1 to 1638 and encodes 545 amino acids. The transcript has a single exon. The record is from RefSeq and is a predicted model, not a curated record. NCBI's taxonomy places the organism in Eukaryota, Apicomplexa, Aconoidasida, Haemosporida, Plasmodiidae.